CAACGCCAUCAGGCAUCAGCAGACGGCGCUGGAACCCGUGGAAGCGAAGGCGGAGCGGACGCUGGCUGGCGUUGACAGUUGGAUGCGACCGCGGGAGCGUCCGUCCGCCUCCUCCAGUCCUCCUCCGGCUCCGCGUCCGGCUCAGCUCCCUUCUAAUCUCUAGUGGUAGGAAUCGUAGGCGCCACGCCCUCGGGAGAUUCGUCCGCCCCAAUCCCACUACCCCUCCCCGGAGGCGACGUCGUCGCCGGGCGGCGGCGAUGGCGACGUCGGCGGCUUCGAGGAAGAAGGCCCUCAGUCCCCCGAAGCACCGCCACGACGGCACCUCGCCGCUGCCGCUCGGCAUGGACUGGAGCCCUCCCCCGAAGAGAUGGGAGGGAAGGAACACAGUAUGGCCACAUAACCCUCAAACAGGUUGGAGUUACUGUGUCAUGAUACCUUCUUGGAUCGCUCAAACACCAGAAGCUAGUGUGACCGCUGACAGCCUUUUGAAAUCGGUCGUUUUUUACAGGAUACAUGUCGGUGUACAGUCUCCAGAAGGCUUUAGCUCUAGCCAUGGAAUUCUCAGAAGGUUUAGUGAUUUUCUGAAGUUAUCUUCUGAUCUUAAGCGUGCAUUUCCCAGAAAAGACGUCCCAUCAGCUCCUCCGAAGCAUGCUUUCUUAAGAAUAAAUUCAAGCAGGUUGCUUCUAGAAGAGAGAAGGCAUGCAUUGGAGGAGUGGAUGCAAAAGUUACUUUCUGACAUUGACUUGUCAAGAAGUGCUCCUGUUGCUGCUUUUCUUGAACUUGAAGCUUCAGCACGUUCAUAUUUCCAAGAACAGAAUGGGCGUCCUUCUGAAGCAGGUUCUUCUGCAAAAAGUAGUACAGACUCUUCUCUGCAUGAACCUGCUUCUGGUUCUCUCAUUGAGUCCAAUCAAAUAAAUCCAGCACUUACUCGUGGUAGCAGUAUGACAGGAGCAACUGGCAAUGGUGUGCUGGGAGAAUCUAUCUUAGAUCAGUCUGAUGAGCAUGUUACUACUGUCUUGAAUCACAGGAAAGGGAAUCUUGUCUUCUUGGAACAUGAUGGUAGAAAUGGUUCGGUAGCAUCUUACAGGGGAGUCGUUUCUGAAGAGGAUCGCGACUCAAAUCCUGGCCAUGCUCGGAAGGACUCUUCUGAAAGUAUUGGGAGUGAUUUGAGCUCUUUAAGAGGCAGUGAAUUAUCUGCUCCAGGGCCUAGUAGUUCACUAUGGGAUGGUCCUGUGGAUCUACCAAGCGGCAUGGAUGGACAUAAUAGUCAAACAGAACAUCUUACUGGUUUAGAUAUGCAGCUUUUGGAUGAUGUGGAUGCACAAGUCAUCCUUCCAAAUGAUCAAAAACAGAAGUUGACUAGACUUUUGAUCACGAUGCAACGAAGAAUAGGGACAACAAAAACUGAUAUGGAGGAUCUCAUAGCACGACUAAAUCAGGAAGCUACUGUCAAAGAAUAUCUUACCACAAAGGUCAAAGAUUUGGAGGUUGAGUUGGAAGCGACAAAGCAGACAGGUAGGGAGAUACUACAACAAGCUAUCCUGGUUGAAAGAGAGAGGAUUACCCAGAUGCAAUGGGAUAUGGAUGAGCUCCGCAGGAAGUACUCUGAGAUGGAGUCAAACCUGAAGAUUGAACAAAAUGAGAAAACUCGUGUGGAGUCAGAGACAACAACUGCUAGUGGUGAAAAAGAAACGUUACUUGAAGAACUAGAAACUAAACGAAAAGAAGUUGAGAGUUUGAAACAGCAUCUUGGAGAAGUUGAGUCAAAGUCUAAAGCAGAUAUAAAGGUUCUUGUCAAAGAGGUCAAGUCUCUUAGAAACUCAGAAAAAGAGAUGGAGAAAGUGCUGAAUCAGUAUCUUGAGGAGAAGACUGAUUUAGAGAGGGUUAUUAAUAGAGAGAAACAACGGUCAAUACACACGAAGUUAUCCCGUGAAAAAAUUCUUCACGAGUGCAGACUGCUGCGUGAGCGUCUACAAGAAUGUAGUGCUAAAUUUAUAGCGGAGGAACAAGACAACUUUUCUAUUGAUCCAUCAUCCUUGCCUGAUGCACUGGAUCUUCUGGCAACAUCAGACAAUAGAAUACGCCUACUCGUUGCAGAGGCUCAACUUCUAGCAGGAAAUGAUGAACAAGGCUCUUCUGAUGAUGGCGACAAUUCUGAUAGUAGAUCCUCAUUGACUAUGAGCAGUGAAGAUGCAAAUGUUACUGAUGAAGAUACAACAAAAAUGUUGUCCGAUCUGCUUAUUGACAAUGCGCAGCUAAGAAUGCGCCUCAAUUCUGUCAUCCGUAAUGCUGUAAAUACCACCGUGAAGCCAGAGAAAGACGGUACUGAUGGGGCUGUCCCCAAAAAGACAGUCCUUAACUGGUUGUUGGACAGAUGAGAAAAUACCAAUGUAUUUUCUUGUGAGUUAGAUCUUAAACUUGUGUGGCUUGAUCAAAGCUAUACGAUGAGCAUUCCUUUAGUGCCAGAGUAGCAUCAGGAUAAACAUCCCCUCCAUGCAGAGGGAGCCUUGAAGCGUGUUAUGCUGUUGUAUUAUUGUUUAUUUACAUUUAAAUUCAUGGAGGGUAGUAUAUUUAGUGGGCCUGUUACAUUGCGCUCCUGUUGCGAGGACAGUAAAGUUGCUCAGCUUUGGAGAAGCUCGGCAAUUGGAGUGAUACUGAUAGAGAACAUAAUAAGCCCUCGUUUUUGCACCAUAUGUAAUUACAAAGCCGAUGGAUACCUGUAUGCAUAGAUGUUUCAGGCUUUCAGCUUGUGAA
Phragmites australis (common reed) is the source of this 2754-nucleotide messenger RNA. Its product is annotated as PX domain-containing protein EREL1-like. The transcript has 10 exons. Gene Ontology annotation, molecular function: phosphatidylinositol binding. The coding region runs from base 258 to 2378 and encodes 706 amino acids. Gene Ontology annotation, biological process: protein transport. The record is from RefSeq and is a predicted model, not a curated record. NCBI's taxonomy places the organism in Eukaryota, Viridiplantae, Streptophyta, Magnoliopsida, Poales, Poaceae.